AUGGACCCUUCCUUAAAAGAGAGUUUGGCGGAUGUUUUUUUUUCCCCCAACAACUUCACUACGGCUUCAAUAAAUGCACUGGAUAAAUGCUGUGAUAGAGUUUGUUUCUCCCAUCAACUAGUUGAAGGCAAAGCAUGUGUAAGUUCCAAAUCUUGUAUGGAGUUUGAGUUGGUUUUGAUUAUGGCGGGAAGAGAGGAUUGCAUACUUCCGGAGAGUGUGAUUUAUGCAAUGGAGAGAAAGAAGAUGCCUCACACGUUCUUCAAGAUCGUGGUGCAGUCAGACAAGUUUGGGGAAACGUUAUUUUUCCUUCUAUGCAUGGGUCGUUUUUCCAAGCAGAUUGGUUUCUUGGUUGAAUAUUAAUAUCAGAAACAAGUAUGCUCAGGUGUUUGGUCGAUGGUGUGAUUUUUUUGGGGGUUAUUUGUUGGCUUUUCUUGAAAGAGUACAUUAAAACUCAACGGAAGUGUUAUCGUCCUUUGAAGCUGAAGCGAAGGGCAUCCUGCGUUGCAUGAGGGAGGCUGCCUCGCAUACACAUGACGUGAGGCAUCAGAUUAGGCUUCAUGAUGGAAUGCAACAAGAGAACAGGGGAGUGAAGGUAUGGGCAGAUGGUGCCUUCUCUCACAUCAAUAAAGCUGUCAGAAGUGGGGGGAUCUUGAGGAGGGUGAAUGGGGAGAUGGUCGAGGCAUUCUCGUUUCGACUUCAGGAUGGGGAUAGCUUCGUGGCUGAGCUGUGGGGAUGCUUGAUGGGGCUUCGAAGGGCCUAGGGUGGAGAAUUCCGUAAUGUGGCAUUAUUCUGAGAGAACAUGGAGGUUAUUCAAGCUGUCAAUUCUGAUGACCAUGAGAUGCACAGGGAUCGGGGUCUGAUUGCAGAAAUCAAGCAGAUGUUUCAUUGAGAAUGGCAGGUCCAACUUCAGCAUAUUGACCGUGAUGAGAAUGCAUCAGCUGACUACUUUGCCGAACAUGCAUUCAGCCACAAUUUUGAUCUACACGUCAUCCCUGGAAAUUUGAUCUCGGAACUUCUUCAGAGAGACGGAAUUACAUAGGCUUGGGCUUGUGUCGUAGUUUGUUUUGUUUUGUUUUUUCUAUUUCCAUCUUAUCAAACCAAAAAAAGAAAAAAAUACAAAUAUAUUGCACCGGAAUUAGAACAAAUUUAAGGCUUUUU
Prosopis cineraria is the source of this 1158-nucleotide messenger RNA. RefSeq lists its product as uncharacterized. Lineage: Eukaryota; Viridiplantae; Streptophyta; Magnoliopsida; Fabales; Fabaceae. The record is from RefSeq and is a predicted model, not a curated record. Bases 1 to 360 code for a protein of 119 amino acids. The transcript is spliced from 3 exons.